This is a messenger RNA of Amphiprion ocellaris (clown anemonefish), 4243 nucleotides long. It is a transcript of the gene ern1, whose product is annotated as endoplasmic reticulum to nucleus signaling 1. The transcript has 22 exons. Gene Ontology annotation, molecular function: RNA endonuclease activity; protein serine/threonine kinase activity; ATP binding. Gene Ontology annotation, cellular component: IRE1-TRAF2-ASK1 complex. The coding region runs from base 185 to 3430 and encodes 1081 amino acids. The record is from RefSeq and is a predicted model, not a curated record. Gene Ontology annotation, biological process: protein phosphorylation; IRE1-mediated unfolded protein response; intrinsic apoptotic signaling pathway in response to endoplasmic reticulum stress. Lineage: Eukaryota; Metazoa; Chordata; Actinopteri; Pomacentridae.
GCCCCCACGGAGCUCAUUUCAGGAAGAAGCGUUCAGUUCGCUGCUGGCUCAAUGCCUUCGAUGCUACAACGCAGCUAAAAAAACCACAGAAAUUCGUAGCGUUUUGCCUGAAAAUCGCGUUUUCUAUGUAGUCUACGGCCUCCCGGACCAUCCAGCUGUCUGACCCGGUUUGAGACCUCACAUCAUGGACUGGACAGUGAGCAGUCGGACCCUGGUUUGGUGCAUUUUAGCGGUGCUUUGCUACGCUGCUCUCCCACAAAAGGGGUUUUGCAGCGCCAGCACGGUUUCACUGCCUGAAAACCUGCUCUUUGUGUCCACCUUGGAUGGAAACCUGCACGCCGUUAGCAAGAAAUCCGGCUCCAUCAAAUGGACGUUGAAAGAAGAUCCCGUUCUGCAGGUUCCCACACAUGUAGCAGAGCCGGCCUUCCUGCCCGACCCCAACGACGGCAGCCUGUACGCUCUGGGAGGAAAGAACAACGAAGGCCUCACAAAAUUACCCUUCACAAUUCCUGAGUUGGUCCAAGCUUCUCCCUGUCGCAGUUCUGAUGGAAUCCUUUACACAGGUAAGAAGCAGGACUUGUGGUACGUGGUGGACCUGUUGACCGGUGAGAAGCAGCAGACUCUGACCUCGUCUUUUGCUGAGAUGCUUUGUCCCUCCUCCUCUCUUCUCUAUCUGGGACGCACAGAAUACACCAUCACCAUGUACGACACCAAGAACAGAGAGCUGCGCUGGAAUGCCACCUAUUCAGACUACGCCUCCACCCUUCCUGAUGAUGACACCAAAUACAAAAUGGCUCAUUUCGUGUCCAACGGCGACGGCCUGGUGGUGACGGUGGACAGCGAGUCCGGGGACGUCCAGUGGGUCCAGAACUACAACUCUCCGGUGGUGGCCAUGUACAUCUGGCAGCGCGAGGGCCUCCGCAAGGUUCCUCACACUAAUGUGGCCGUGGAAACCCUGCGUUACCUCACUUUCAUGUCUGGAGAGGUUGGCCGCAUCACUCAGUGGAAAUACCCAUUUCCUAAGGAGAAGAAGCCCAAGAAUAAAUUCAUGGCCACCUUGUAUGUGGGUAAAUACUCCACCAGUCUAUAUGCGUCUCCCUCUCUGGUGCACGACGGAGUUACUGUGGUGCCUCGUGGCAGCACCUUCCCCAUGCUGGAGGGUCCUGACAGCCAAGAGACAGAAGAAGACAAAGAGUGUGUCAUCACACCCAGCACCAGCGUGAAGUUCAACGCUGCCCUACAUGAGCGAAACCGGAUCAACUUUAUGAGGAACUACCUGCUUCUCAUAGGUCAUCAUGAGACGCCUCCUGAAGCUCACACCAAAAUUCUGGAAAAGUUCCCUGACAGCUUCCCUCGUAAUCCAGGCAAUGUCAUCCCACCUACUACUGACAAGAAAGUGGAGGAGAAGCUCAAUGACAGCGGUAUGGAUGACGGCCCACCUUCAGCUCUGCCUGACACAUCCAUCCAGGAACCUGGAACCGGCGGUCGAACUGUCCGUCCAGAGGCCCCCGUGGACUCGAUGCUGAAAGACAUGGCGACUUUCAUCUUGUCCACGUUCCUGCUGGCCGGCUGGGUGGCCUUUGUGAUUACUUACCCCAAAAGUGUGCAUAGGCAGCAGCAGCUGCAGCACCAGGAGUUCCAGAGACAGAUGGAGGAGCGGUUGGAGCUGCUCCAGAGGCAGCAGCCCUUCCCCCCAGCAGACGUGGGCCUGGGCCUGGCUCCAGACAGCGACUACCUGGAGGUGGCCCACAUUCGAUCUGAGUGCUCGGACCACAGCAGCCCUAAUGUCACCCCUCGAGCCUCCAACCACUCCAACUUGUCUGUAUCUGAGCUGGGGAGCUCAGCCAAUGAGCACGAAGAUGGAGAGGACGACUCAAAUAUUGUCAGAGUGGGAAACAUAACUUUCCAUCCCAAAGAGGUCUUGGGCCAUGGUGCUGAGGGAACUAUUGUGUACAAGGGUCAGUUUGACAACCGUCCAGUGGCGGUGAAGAGAAUCCUACCAGAGUGCUUCAGCUUCGCAGACAGAGAAGUUCAGCUGCUGAGGGAAUCUGAUGAACACCCGAACGUCAUCCGCUACUUCUGCACUGAGAGGGACCGUCAGUUCCAGUACAUCGCCAUCGAACUGUGCGCAGCUUCACUUCAGGAGUAUGUGGAGAGAAAAGAUUUCAAUCGUCAUGGACUCGAGCCUGUUAUGCUUCUUCAGCAAACCACGUCAGGACUUGCCCAUCUGCACUCUCUCAACAUUGUCCACAGAGACCUGAAACCCCACAACAUCCUGGUGUCCAUGCCCAACGCACACGGUCGGGUCCGGGCCAUGAUUUCAGACUUCGGCUUGUGUAAGAAGCUGGCAGUGGGUCGCCACAGUUUCAGUAGAAGAUCUGGGGUGCCGGGAACCGAAGGCUGGAUCGCACCGGAAGUUCUCAGUGAGGACUGCAAAGACAACCCGACCUGUGCAGUCGAUAUCUUCUCUGCCGGUUGCGUUUUCUACUAUGUGGUGUCCCAGGGAAGCCACCCUUUUGGCAAAUCUCUGCAGAGGCAAGCGAGCAUCUUACUGGGCACGUCCAGCCUUGACUACCUGCAGAGUGACAGACACGGGGACAUUGUAGCCAGAGACCUCAUAGAGCAGAUGUUGAGCAUGGAUCCCCACAGGAGGCCUUCAGCUGAAAGUGUCCUCAAACACCCUUUCUUCUGGAGCCAGGAGAAGGAGCUGCAGUUCUUUCAGGAUGUGAGUGACAGAAUAGAAAAGGAGCCGCUGGACGGACCAAUCGUGAGGCAGCUGGAGAGGGGAGGGAGGGCUGUUGUCAAGGGUGACUGGAGAGAGCACAUCACGGUGCCACUGCAGACAGAUUUACGGAAAUUUCGCUCCUAUAAGGGCGGGUCAGUCAGAGACCUGAUGCGUGCAAUGAGGAACAAGAAACAUCAUUAUCGAGAGCUGCCUGCCGAGGUGCAGGACACUCUGGGAUCCAUCCCUGACGACUUCAUCUCCUACUUCACUUCCCGUUUUCCCCACCUGCUGAUGCACACCUACCUGGCCAUGCGGACCUGUGCAGCGGAGAGGCCUUUCCUGCCUUACUACUCCACAGCAGAGCAGCACGCAAAAACACCGGCCCAGUCUGCACAACACGGGCCGCAGAGACAAACCGAGCCAUGCACUCAGCACCUGCCAACACACACAUCGCUACCUUCCUCACAACCCCCAGAACCGACACAUUCGUCAGCGCCUGAGCAGCUCCGCCACACGGCUCCUGCUGAACCAGAGCCUGAAUCACCACAGUUCCCGGUUCAGACGGUGCAGCCAGCAGAACCAGCACCGUCCACACAGACUGAUUUGCACAGUCAAACGGUGACGUUGGCCUCGGAAUCGCAAACAGAACCCAGUCAGCCUGAGACGCCCACGCUGACAGAUCCUCCCACGCUGGAGCCGGAGUGACUAGAGUCGGGUGGAUCCGGCACAGACGGGAGCGUCGCCUUAAAGAGCGUAAACCUAGAGGGCUUCUGCUGCUGUUCUGUGAGCUGGCGAGGACCGGGCCUGCAGUGCCCGAGAUCCGCUGCCAGAUUCAGCAGCUGCACCCUCAUUUAAAGUGCCUUCUGCUGACCUGAAACGAUCCCAACAUAAAUCUGCCUCCGCUGACGAGGAGUCAGGCAACCGACGGGGAGUUGUUGGGUAUUUUCUUGUAGCUGGGCUAAGCAAAGAGAAUUUUAAAAAAUUUUAUUACAGCAUGUCCAAAAUAAUGUUUGUCCCAAAAAUAUCUGGGCUCAGCUGUGGGAAACAUGUCCAGGUAAAGUGGAAUGUUUUGGGUAGAGUUCUCGUGCAAUGUUGUGUUUUUCCCAGUGAGCCUGAUCACUGCACAGAUACUGUUUGUAUAUUUUUGUAUAGACGGAUGCAGAAUUUGGAUCAUUGAUGAUAAAUCACCUAUUGUGGCCACUGUGCCUUUUUUUUGUUGUUGUUUUUUUUAAACAUCACUGUGCUGUAUGUGUACAGAUCUUUAAAUCGACUAUGCUAAAUGUGCUUGAUUCCAGUUAAUGCUGCUAGACUGCUUCUCUUUUGUCAAUCGAGACUACGGUGCCGACUCGGUGGGAGUGGACCAUCCCAAAGGGGGUUCAGGGUGGAAGACAGGAGGUAAUUUAAUCAUGUUUAUGUAGUCAAAUGCGAGUUUAGAAGUCAGGCUGCAUAAUAACUUUUCAAACGGUGUCAAAGUGAAGUGAAUGACUUGCACAUUAAAUUCUAUUUUUUUUAUACUAA